This is a messenger RNA of Zingiber officinale, 624 nucleotides long. RefSeq lists its product as uncharacterized. The transcript has 4 exons. The coding region runs from base 1 to 624 and encodes 207 amino acids. The record is from RefSeq and is a predicted model, not a curated record. NCBI's taxonomy places the organism in Eukaryota, Viridiplantae, Streptophyta, Magnoliopsida, Zingiberales, Zingiberaceae.
AUGCUCCAUGAAUUCUGGAGAAAUGAAUUGGCAGAAGAUGCGGAGGAUAUAGAUGAACGAAGAAUGCUCCAACUAUAUGAGCAGCGACAAAUGGUACGUCAAAGAGCUCAAAGUUCUUCCAGUAGAACACAGAGGAGAAGAUAUUUGAAUCGGGAUCGUGAAGUUGGACAUGCUCGUCUUUUCAAUGAUUACUUUUCUGAUGAUCUGGUAUAUCCUGAUGACAUAUUUCGACGUCGAUUUGGAAUGCAAAAAGAGUUAUUCCUUCGUAUAGUUGAUGCCGUGAAAAAUCAUUCCGAAUAUUUUCAAUGGAAGGUCGAUGCAACGGGGAAAAAAGUUUUCGGGACCCAAUAUUUAAGAAGACCUAAUGCUGCUGAUAUCCAACACUUGCUUGAAAUGCAUGAGCAGAGACAUGGUUCCCCUGACAUGUUGGGCAUUCUUGAUUGGUCACGUAAUAAUAUCAAUGUGCUUAACGAAUCAUCGUUAUUCAACGACAUCUUACAUGGGAAUGCACCCGAGGAUCCCAAGAGAAAAAUAUUUAAGGAACGACAGGAGGCCGCGAGCAAGGAUGUCGAGAGGGCAUUUGGGGUGCUCCAAUCACGAUGGGCAAUGAUAAGAGGUCCAUGA